CAAUGAGAGGCUACCCUAACUGAAUAAAUUAAUAAAUUAUGUUGAUGUUUGCGAUCAUCAACAUUAUCAAUAAACAUCAUUUACACCAUCAUAUACAACAAUAUCAUCAGCAUCAUCAUCAGCAUCAACAACAACAUCAUCAGCAACAUCAUCACCACCCCUAGCAUCAGCAGAAAUAUCAACAUCAUCAUCAGCAACAGCAACAACAACAUCAGCAGCAUCAACAACAACAACAACAUCAUCAGCAUCAACAACAUCAGCAACACCGUCACCAUCUAGAACAGAGGGGAGGGAAGACUGCGGCCUAGUCGGCCUCGGGCCAUCCCGAGUUUUCCUAGCGGACCCGCCGCGCCCGGAGCGCCUCCCCCGGCAGGAGUCGGGAUCGAAUAACGGGAGGUCGUGGGUUCGAUCCCGGCCCUGGCGACGCCAACUGCUGUAUAUUUGGAGUCUGCGUGUCUCUCUCUCUCUCAUCAUCAUCAGUGAGUGGGUGAGGCUUGGCCCGAGCGAGUUCCCGCCUUUUCACGAGUUGAUUCCGCCCCCCGCCGUGGCUUUGUCGGCACGAGGCUUCUGCGCCGGUGAGUGUCAAGGGCUCCAACGGGCCCCAAACCGCUGCCCCGUCGUCACCGCCGCCGUGGACAAAGCGCCGAUGCUCGACAUCAUGAGCUGCGUGGAGAGGGACCUUCUGGACCUCAUGUUGCGCACGGGCUACAACGUCGUCCAGGAGAACGGACAGAGGAAGCUGGGACCGCCGCCCGACUGGCAGGGCCCCCCUCCCGCCCGCGGCUGCGAGGUGUUCGUGGCGAGGAUCCCGCGCGACCUGUACGAGGACGAGCUGCUUCCCGUGCUGGAGGCGGUGGGGCAGCUGUACCAGCUGCGCCUCAUGAUGACGUACGACGGAGAGAACCGCGGCUACGCGUUCGCCACCUUCGCGACGCGCUCGCAAGCCGCGGACGCCGUCAAGAGACCCCACGACUUGGAGAUCCGCCCGGGGCGACGGAUCGCGGUUUGCGUGAGCGUCGACAAUCGCCGCCUCUUCUUGGCGAGGCUGCCGAAGGACAAGACGCGGGCCGAGGUGAUGGCGGCGAUGAGCGACGCCACGGAGGGCGUCGUGGACGUCCAGAUGCGCUUCUGUCGCUACGACAGGAGCCUCAGCCGAGGCUACGCGUUCGUCGAAUACGAGAGCCACCGCGCGGCCUGCAUGGCCCGCAGGGUGCUGCUGCCGUACUCCUUCCGGCUGUGGGGCCGGGACAUCAACGUGGACUGGGCCAUCCCGCAGCGAGAGCCGGGGGAGGAGGUGGCGGCGGUCCCAGGCCUCCCGCAGCCGGAGUGCGCCGUCUGCGGCAAGGUCCCGCACAGCCUGUUUGUGGGCUGGGCGGCGCGCACGCAGCUCUGGCGGGCACCCCGCCACUCGCGGCCCACGCCCGUCGGUCUGGACGAGCUGCCGGAGGCGGCCGUCUUGUCGUGGGAGACGCGUUUGCAGGCGCUGCUACGGAGCGCCGGCGUGGGCCACGCGACCUUCGAACUGCACGCUCACUCGGAGCCCGGCAGGCCCAUGGGCCUCCUGUACAAGGUCUCCGUUCCCGGGAUGAUGCGGGAAGGCAGCGGCUUCUUCCCCGCGGUGCUGAGCUCCAGCGUGGAGGGAGCGCGCGAAGUUGCCAGCGAGCUCCUCCACGAAAUCCUCAGCGACGCGAACCCGAGGGCGGGCCCGGCCCCCGUCGCGACGGCGCCUCCCGGCCGCCCCGUCCGGGACCUCCCGGCGUAUCCCGGCGACUUCCCCGCGCCCCGGCAGCCGGUCGCCGCGCGCCUGCCGACAAGCGGCACGCACCCGUAGUGCCGCGUGGCCGUCGUGGCGGCGUUCGUCAGACCGCGGACGGUGUCCUACCGCUUGAAGCUCACAUCCGUUCUGCCGUGUUCACCGUCAAACUGCAAGUUGCCCGGCCGCUCACUCGACAUGGUCACGUUGCCGCAUGCCAGAGCUCGCAAUCGGGUACCCGUACACGUUCCCUACCCGAUACCCGGCUACCCGUACCCGGCCGGGUACGGGUAGGGUACAGGUAUCGGGUACCCGAUUGCGACCUCUGGGAUGAAGCCACGUUGCAGGCGCGGGUGGGUUGAUUCUAGGAACUUGAAUUGUGAGAAGAGACAAGACGUUGGCAAAUGAGUGACACACGGUGACUCACCAGUGACUCACGGCUUACCCGUACCCGGCCGGGUACGGGUAGCCGGGUAUUGGGUAGGGUACGGGUAUCGGGUACG
Messenger RNA from Lethenteron reissneri (Far Eastern brook lamprey), 2256 nucleotides. Its product is annotated as probable RNA-binding protein 46. Gene Ontology annotation, molecular function: RNA binding. Lineage: Eukaryota; Metazoa; Chordata; Hyperoartia; Petromyzontiformes; Petromyzontidae. The record is from RefSeq and is a predicted model, not a curated record.